AUGUUCGUGGUGCUUGUGGUGCUUCUUCUCAUGGUGCUUGUGAGCAUGACUCUUGUGGUGAUGUUCAUGAUGAUGGUGUUCAGCAUGGAUGGUUGUUGCUCAGGCUCGCUCUCGGAUGAGCUGGAAGAGCUAGAGGUGUCCUUCUCGGCGGCCUUCACGUGGUGUUCGUGGUGCUUGUGGUGCUUCUUCUCAUGGUGCUUGUGA
Necator americanus (New World hookworm) is the source of this 204-nucleotide messenger RNA. RefSeq lists its product as uncharacterized. NCBI's taxonomy places the organism in Eukaryota, Metazoa, Nematoda, Chromadorea, Rhabditida, Ancylostomatidae. The transcript has a single exon. The coding region runs from base 1 to 204 and encodes 67 amino acids. The record is from RefSeq and is a predicted model, not a curated record.